UUCCGCUCCUUUUCUAAACUGAUACUGUAUUUACUUUUUCGAAGGGUGAUCCCGAUUACUCCUGCGAGCUGCUUUGCUUCUCUUCGCUUUCUUCCUUCUGCUCUUGGGCUGCUGUCUUUCCUCUUCGGCCAAACGAUCAUUUCGGCGCGCUUUUAUUCCCCACUCCAAGUAGUAAAGGGUUGCUAGAAGAGCCUUUCCUCAACAGGGAUCAGGAUGGAUGGAUACGUACAUAUAUACCGUAUUGGCUAACGAAAUGCCUUCUCUUAUUUCACCUCCAGGCCUAGGAUUGCUGUGGCUGAUAUGCCUGAGGGAGAUUCUGGACGUGCGGCUGCCUUUCAUUCCCCCCCGAGAGAUGCCCCGCAGCCUUCCCUACCGCUGCCCUGCUCCAGCGACCCAGAUAAAACGCUUUAUUCGCUCUUGCUGCGCCGCUAGGAAGGCCUGCGGACCGGGGGAAGCCUCGCUCAACUGGAGCGCGUAAUAGAGGGACUUCAGGGCAGAGAUUCUGUAAAGAGGUUGGCUGCUAUGACAGGCUUCUUAUCCACAGGAUCGGUAUUGUGAGAGAGGGCUCUUUAUUCGAAGCGAUUUGCGUUAAUGAAAGGGGGCCAGGAGAGCUUGGCUUUCUGGUCAAGGUUUGUUGACUUGUAGCUGAUGUUUAAUUAGGUUACUUGAAGAUUGUUUGUCUUGGCAAUGACGGUGUCAUUCUGGUUGUCCCUGUUUAUGUUGACGAGAAUGUAGAUUCUUACCUCUAAUGCAGGCGGAAGCUUUCUUGUAAGUUUCCUGAAAGGCAAAAUGAUGCCCAGCUUUUGAUACUUUUACAAAUGUAGCUGGAAUUCUGUGAGUGCUCCUGUUUUUCUUAAGAAACAUUUUCAGUUGGUAACAUAGACUAGCAAGAGGGUAAACUUAAACCAUGGAGGGAGAAAAGAAGACUGUUGCUCUUGAUGGAAACUGCCAGUUUGUUAAAAGAGUGAUCACCUGGGAAAUCUCUGAUUCUGAAGAAGACAGUGAUGUUAAACCAGAACCCUCAACCGCUUUUGCAAAUUAUUCAGGUGUUGGAGCUCAGGGCUGUCCAGACAGACAAAACUUAGAGCCGUGCAUGAUGCUGCAUGAAGCAAAGGCAGUACCUUUGCUUACUCCGUCGACCCAAACAGUAUCUUGUAAUUCAAGUCCAGAGAGAAAGAAGAAAAAGCAGUCCCUGGAAAAAACCAAGAUGGGCCGGGCAAAAAGAGAAGAAAAAAAGGAGAGGGUGCACAAAAAAGAAGAAAAAGUGAAGAUAAAAAAGCAGAUUGCAGCUGAGAAAGAGAGACGAAAGGAAGUAGCAGCUGCCUUGAAAUUCCUUCGACCUGAGCAGUGCAUGAAACAAAUGAUUGUCUCUGUGGAUUCAGGUCUUCUAGAGCACCUUGGUUCUGAUAUCUUGCUGGAUGUUUUGGGCUCUUUGGACUGUAAAUACUAUAUUGAACACCAGAUAAUUCCACAUAGCAUAACCUGGAAGAGAAAGAUUUUGAGCAGCAUGUCUGGUUCAGAUGGUUGUCAAGAAAAGACUGCAGUGGAAAGUGAGGUCCUGCUAGUGAUGCAGCCUUCACAUUUUCUCAGACAACUUUUCUCAUCAAUGCAGAACCCAAGUCCUGAUGGCCAGCAGAGUGUACCAGAUCUUACCCAUCUGUUUCCCUUUCACAAUUUGGAAGAUCCUUCCACGGUAUCUUACAGCAUGGUUGUCAUUGGACUAGACACCUACCAAUGGUAUAACCAGCAUCAUCAACUUUCACAGGAAGCACCAAUCUCUGGACAGGAGAAAUGGCUGGAAGAGGCAACACUGAAGCUUGGUCCAGAACACUCCAUGACACAGCAUCAAAUUGAGGAGGCUCUGGUGGUGUUGCAACUCCGGGGUAACAUAAAUGUACUAUUCCUGGAAACGUGGCAGGAUUUGGCCCAGCAUGUUUCUGCAAUGACCAGAGCCAUAGCGCAGCGUCCCUAUAAGAAGCAUCAGGAAAAGCAGCCUUUCUCCUUCUGUGCCAAAGGCAAAUGGGCUAGCGGCGUGCACAUUAGCAAGGAUGGGAAAGGGCUCCAUGAGACCUGGUUGAAACAGAUCCAGCAGUUCAACCGAGUCAGCCCAGUCAUGGCAGCAGCCAUUGCCCAAGCCUAUCCUUCACCAAGUCUGCUGCUACAGGCCUACCGAGAAUGCAAUACAGAUGCAGACAGACAACUUCUCCUAAGCGACAUCCAGAUCAAGACUGAGGACAAUAAAAUGGAGAGACGGAUUGGCCCAGACCUGUCUCGUCGAGUCUACCUUUUCAUGGUAUCUACAAACCCAGAGGUUGUCCUAGAUUUAGGUGCUUGAUAUCCUUGCUGUGCUGUUCUCUGACUGCCAGGCCUUAGCUCCUUGUUUGUUCUUUACUGUCAAAGCUUUAGGAUUUAUAGCAGAAUUUGAGUUUGGCAAAAUCAGCAAAUGUCUUUGUGCAAAAAUUCUAUCAAUGAUCCCCGUGGUGUGUUUUUUUUUCAUCCCCGUUCUUCUGUUGAAGGAAAACUCAUUUUGCAGUAUUGUUACAUAUCAUUACGCUGCUUCUAUUUGAAUUUAUGAAGCCGUCCUUGGCACAGUUGUUGGGUUCAUAUAUUAAGCUAAACCAGAACCUGCCUUGGUGAGAAUAUGAGAGAAUCUGGUUGUUUAUAAAAAUGUUAAUGGAUCUUUUAACUGUGGAAAAGCAUUAUGAAAAAGGAACACCUAGUCCUAUAUCUUACUGUAAUCUUAGUCCCAGUUAAGUCAUCAGUUCCACUGAGACUGCAGCUCAGUGUUCCCUUUCACUUAAUCAGAUGAUACAAGGACUUCAGAAGGGAGUCUAUUAUACUGCCAAAUCACACAGUGGUUAAAUUCAGAAAUUAAUACUAAUCCAUCGUUUACUACAAAGCAAUGCCGUCUUGUUCCCUUUUAUACAACAAUUUUCACAAUGAACCACACUUUGCCAUUUGCAUUAAGCAUAGGAGAAGCUGAAGGGAACUGUAAUCGCCCUUGUGCUUAUCCAUACAUUACAAAUAUCAAGAGCGCCUUUUCUGGCCGCCCAUAUGACCAUAAGCAGUCAUCAGGGAAAGGUCGUACCGAUACUGGUUUCCGAAUUGCAAAAUGCCCUCCCAGUACAUGUCACUGCAGCUAGUUUUUGUCACAAAAUCAAAGAAAGAACUGGAAUAUUUAAACCUACCUCCCUGGGAAAUAGGCUUGGGAUGUGAAUACCUCUAAAUAAGUAAAUUGUGGCUGGCUGUGAAAGAAGAAAUACAGGACCUGAGAACAAGGAGAAAGAGGGAGCAUCCGUGGCUGAAGUUCAUUCACAUAAUUCCAACUACUAGCCUGGUACUAUGUUUGAACCAAAUAAUCAAGAAUUAGGGAACCUAAUUAGAAUUAUUUUAGAUGAGAGGACAGUAAGGUUGAUAGACUAGCCUAUCAUCAUUGAUCAAAGUCUGUAUAUAUUUUAAUUAAUUUGUGUAUAGUUCAAUACAGGAGAAGUAAGACAUGCAAAGCAAUUGGAAGAGUUGCAGGGCUCACAUGAUACCACUUACACUGAAACAGGUAAUGUUCUCUUCUGAAAACCAACAGUGCCAAAGCACUAAAAAACAAAUAGAACCAUUUGGC
Messenger RNA from Python bivittatus (Burmese python), 3616 nucleotides. It is a transcript of the gene EME2, whose product is annotated as essential meiotic structure-specific endonuclease subunit 2. Gene Ontology annotation, cellular component: Holliday junction resolvase complex; nucleus. The record is from RefSeq and is a predicted model, not a curated record. Gene Ontology annotation, biological process: replication fork processing; resolution of meiotic recombination intermediates; mitotic intra-S DNA damage checkpoint signaling. Lineage: Eukaryota; Metazoa; Chordata; Lepidosauria; Squamata; Pythonidae. Gene Ontology annotation, molecular function: DNA binding; crossover junction DNA endonuclease activity.